AUGGAUCAAAAUAAUACCAUAAGUAUGAAAUUCUGUCGUGAAGAAAGUCGUAUUUGCCCAGAUUGUAAUCGUAUAAGAGUCUCUUAUGGAUGGUGUAAAUUUUGCGAAACAGAAUAUAUGCGCUUAGCUUUCACGAAUUGGAAAAAAUGUAUUGGUCGAGGAGGAUUUAGUAGUGUGUAUAAAGGAUAUUGGAUGGACGGGCCUCGCUGGGUCUGGGAUGAAAAAGAAGAUUCUUGGAUACGAAGUGGGCCCACUAAAGUAGCACUUAAAAGGCUUGACAAUUCACAAAACUUUUCCAUGACAUUUUUAAAACAGCUUGAAGUAUAUCAUAACUGUCUUCAAAAUGGAUCAAUGGCAGACUGCUUUGGAAUAACAAGAGAUGAAACAGGAUGUUUUAUGUUUGUUAUGCGAUAUUAUGAAAAUGGAAAUCUUUAUGAAUACAUAGAUAAUAACAAAGGAAUUAUCAGCUGGAGAGAUAUAGCAGAUAUUCUUUGGGGAAUCGCUAGUGGCCUCGAAAAAAAUCAUUUAGAAGGCCUCUGCCACACAAAUUUACAUGGAGGAAAUCUCCUAAUUGAAGAUGAAGCAGUGUCAACAGAUGCAAAAAUAUCAGAUAUUGGACUUCACGGACCAGCAGACAAAUCAAUUCCUCAAGAUGUAAUAAUAGGUGUUUUACCUUUUAUCGACCCACAG
Molecule: messenger RNA, 690 nt
Organism: Racocetra persica
Lineage: Eukaryota; Fungi; Glomeromycota; Glomeromycetes; Diversisporales; Gigasporaceae
Source: the annotation of a GenBank genome assembly